CCCGAUUCGAAUCCCUUUGCGAAUGCGUAUCUAAUUUUUGAUUUUCAAAGAUGAAUUUGGACGAUGUUUUGCCCACCGUUGGUGAGUUUGGCAAAUAUCAGAAAUUAGUUUUGUGGUUCAUUUUAUUGCCAGGAGUGUUUCCCUGCGGUUUUCAUGCCUACAAUCAACUUUUUAUGGCUGCUACGCCGGAUCAUUGGUGUAAAAUAGUGGAACUCCCCGAUGCCAACCCCAAAGAACUAAGAAAUUUAAGCAUACCUAUUGAAAAAACGCUUGAUGGUCAAGAAAGAUACAGCCAGUGUUUUAUGUACGAUUUAAAUUAUAACAAGUCGAUGUUUAGUGGUAGUUUAAAGGAUACUACUGCCAAAAUUCCUUGCAAAAAUGGUUGGGUCUAUGAUACUGAUAGCAACACGCAAACAGUUGUGAUGGAGUGGGAUUUGGUUUGUUCGAAAAGCUUGUCCACAACACUUGCUUUAGUUUUAUUGGGCAUCGGUGGGCUUAUAGGAAACUAUAUUUUUGGAUACAUCCAAGAUGGCCUCGGUAGAAAACCAGCCUUUUUUAUUUACCUCUUUAUCCAGUGUUUCUUCGGGAUUGCCACAGCUUUCUCUCCAAAUUUUAUAACAUGGGCUAUUUUUAGAUUUUGUGUAGGUUUUACAGUGCCUGCUAUUUUGGGAACACCAUAUGUUCUAGCUAUUGAAUUGGUUGGUCCAAGAGAUCGGACUUUAGUAACGAUUUUAAUUAACAUAGCCUACUCUUUAGCUUUAGUUUCUUUGGCUAUAAUAGUAUGGGCUUUAAGAGAGUGGAGAAUUUUGGCAUUAGCAACAACUUUGCCGUUUAUAUCAUUGUUUUUCCAUUGGUGGCUUUUACCUGAAAGUCCCAGAUGGCUAUUGGCUCAGGGAAGAUACGAGGAAGCAAAGAAAAUUCUCCUCACCAUGGCUAGAGUGAAUGGAAAAAAAGUUCCAGAGAAUUUUAUGUCAAAAAUAGAGGAAAAAAUGAAAACACAACAAAAAUUAAACCAACUAUCGUCCACGUACGGGAUAAAAGAUCUUUUUCGUUCGAAGAAUUUAAGAUGGAAAACAAUUAUUAUUACGUUCAUUUGGUUUACAAAUACCAGUGUGUAUGUAGGGCUUUCAUAUUACGCGCCUGCUUUGGGAGGUGACGAGUUUUUAAACUUUUUUCUGGCUGGGGCGGUGGAAAUGCCCACAUACCUGUUUUUGUGGCCGGCAAUGGAAAGAUGGGGCAGGCGGUGGACUUUGUGUAUAAGCAUGGUUGUUGGAGGGUCAGCCUGCUUAGCAACCUUUUUAGUAGAAAAUGAUUUUUACGUGACGUUGGGACUCUACUGCAUUGGAAAAAUGGGUAUUUCUUCUUCAUUUGUAGUAUUACCCUUAAUGGCUUCAGAAUUAUAUCCCACAGUGGUUCGGGGUCUUGGUAUGAGUAUAAGCUCUGUUAUGGGUAUGCUGGGACCUAUAUUUAUACCUUUAGUAAAUUAUCUGGGUACUGAUAUGUUGACUUUACCAUUGAUAAUAAUGGGUACGAUGUUGGUAAUGGGAGGAGCCUGCUCUUUACUACUGCCAGAAACUUUAAAUCAACCUCUUCCGCAAACUUUGGAAGAUGCUGAAGAAGCCGGUCUUGAUUUUUUUGCAAGCUGCCCAACACCAGCACGACAUCAAAAUGAAAAUAUUCACCAAUGUUAAAGCUCAAAUAUUUUUAUUUUGUAACACUUAACAUUUUUUGUGCACUGUAAACGUUUUUAAUAUAAUGCAAUAAUAUUGUAUUUGCCCUAACUUAUUUUAUUUAUAUUUACAUAUUUUAUUAUCAACAAAAAACAUGUUUAUAGAUUUCUAUUUUUUAAAUGUCAUGUAAGGUUUUAGAAUUAACUAAGUCAUAAAUAUAAUAAUUAUUAUUUGUACAAGUUAAACUGACCAA
This is a messenger RNA of Brassicogethes aeneus, 1923 nucleotides long. The record is from the annotation of a GenBank genome assembly. Lineage: Eukaryota; Metazoa; Arthropoda; Insecta; Coleoptera; Nitidulidae.